GCCUGGACAAACAAAGCUAGGCGGUAUUAGACGAGCUCUGACGGUUAAAGCGUUAUGUAGCAAAGACCAGGUUAUCCUGUGACCUAUAAACGUGGUAGACCAUCUCGACCCAGGUAAAAACAACAUGGACUUCUUUAGCCAGUGGAAUAACACUUUUAUUUCACUGAUAAAACGCGGUAUUCCACUACUGAUCAUAAAAUAAAGUUAGUUAUCAACACGUGUUUUAUUAUCAACAUGUCUGGUUAUUCCCUACUACUCCUUCAACUUCUGUUCAUCGCAGUUAAUCCACAACAAUCAGGGGAUGUUGUUCCUUUAAGUCAAAACCGUGAAUAUGGGGUUGUUAAACUUUACAACGAUAAAAUUUAUAGAAGAGCAGUGUGUGCCGAUGGGUUUGAUUCGAAAGCGGCUAAAGUUGCUUGUAGGGAAAUGGGUUUGGGUGAAGGGGGUCGUCUGUUACCAGUAACAGCCUUCAGAUACCUCAAAGUCUCCCUGGACAAAGAUAUAUUCAAUACAACCUUCAACUGUCAAGGAACAGAAGCUAGAUUAAGAGAUUGUAUUUCAGAAAACAAAGCUUCUUGUCCGAGUACAGAUGUUGCAGCAGUUGUAUGUUCGGUACCACCAACUUCCACAGUUGACGGCGAAACGAGAAUAGGUGAUGAUGAACAAGUUGAAGUGUUUUAUCAUGAUUAUUGGGGUACAGUCUGUCCCCGACACUGGGAUGAUAAUGCAGCUAAGGUGAUGUGUAAAGAUUUAGCUCAGCAUGCCAAGGCUAGUGUAAUCGCAGUGGGAGACCUGAAACCCAGAUGGGUAUUUGACGUUAAUUGUACUGGUGAUGAAGAUAAAUUAGAUUCGUGUCAGAUAACCAGAGAUGAUCCUAACUUUGAAUGUGAUACAAUCGAUCAAGCUGUAGCAUAUUGUUACAAUAAUACUUUGGACUUUCGUCUUACUGGAGGUGGAAGAAAUUAUGGAUAUGUUCAAUUAACACAUAAUGGUGUUACUGGCUACCUCCAAGGAACUGAUUUAGCACGAGCUGCUUGUAAUACUUUCGGUUUUAACGGGGGUAUAGCGCACGAUAUGCCGCAAUUAUCAACUAGAUACUGGUGGUUUGCAAAUAGAAACGAACAAUUUUUAGGCUUUCCCCUUCUAAAAGUAAAUAAUCUGCAACCCCGAGAAACAGGCUCUAAACAGGAAUAUCUCUCGGUUUUCUGUUACGAAAACGUAAGACUUGGUUCAAUCGGUUACGGAAUCGUUCUGGAAAUGAAAUAUAGAAAAUACUACGCAUAUUGUGCUGAUGGGUUUGCUCAGAAGGAAGGUGACGCAGUAUGCAGACAAUUAGGAUAUCCCAAAGCAACAAAGAUCACAGUUGGAACUUCGAAAGUAGAAAUUAGUGUGAUAGGAUUUCUUGAUUUUACCUGCCCAGAAGGAGCAAAUUCAACAAAGGAAUGUACAUCAACGUUUAACCAGAGUGGUGGUGGUUGUGUCUCGGGAAGAGCUUAUGUUCAUUGUAUACCAGAUGAUUCUAACGGUGGAAGUAAUGGACUAGAAAUUACAGCUUGUGUGACAAUAACUGCACUGUUCCUGGUACAUGUUAUUUUAUCUGCUUUUUGAAAUUUAAAACACGGUUUAAAGGUCACAUGUUUUUCUUCUGUUUUCAUUCCCACAUCUGUCUAAACAGAUAGUUGCUCUUGCCAUCAUUGAUUGUAUAUAAAAAGUUAAAUACCAUUAUACUACAUUGAUAAUAUACUUAUUGAGUUAAUUACCAUUAUCAUAUAUUGUACACUUAUUGAGUUAAUUAUCAUCAAGAUAUGUAGAGGUUAUAUUGGCUUGUACACACAGUGAGUUAAUUCACAGAUCUGAAUGAUUGUUAAAAUAUAACAUUCUUAUUUUACACUAUGUUAAUAUUGUCAUGUCUGUUUUGUAUAUUACUGUAUGUGUGUUCAUCUAAUGGGUCCCUGGCCUCAGAAUAUUGUCAUUUUUGUUAUGUAUAUUACUGUAUGUGUCUUCAUUCAAUGGAUCCCCUGGCCUUGAGAAAUAAAGAACUUGACUUGAACUAAUUAUCAUUAUGAUAAUAUGUACAAUUUAUUUUUGAUUGUACAAGUUAAUUAUCAUUAUGAAGUUAUAAUUGAUGGCACACGUUAACUAACAUUAUGAUAUGUAGAUGUUAUAGUGUAGUUCACCUGCAGUAAGUUAAUUAUCAUCGGGCUAGUUGGAUGUUAUAAUAGAUUGUAUAUAAUGAGUUAAUUAUCACAAUGAUAUAAUGGAUUGUACACCUAGUUGGUUAAUUAUCUCUAUGAUAUAAUUGAUUGUACAUUAAGUGAGUUAAUUAUCACGAUGUUAUAAUGGAUUGUACACUAUGUGAGUUAAUUAUCACGAUGAUAUAUAUAAGUGAGUUAAUUAUCGUCCUAAUAUGUGGAUAUGAUAAUUCAUACUGAGUUAAUUAACACCACGAUAUGUUGAUAUUAUAAUUUACUGUACCUGUAGCGAGUUAAUUACCAUUAUAGGUUCAAUUUUUAAUCGAUUGGACACCUAAUGAACAUAAUUAUAUAACAACAGGUGCUUUUCAAGAAUACUCUAUCUCUCCUCUCGCGGCAGCGUGUUUUAAAGGGAUAUUUGACAUGUAUUGCUUUUCUUACUCUUUUAUAUGUAAAUAAUUUAAUUAUACCAACCUGUCCAUAAUAGUUUUCUAAUUGUUUACCUUAAGUCUGAUUGUUUACGUUCAUAUAACAGAGGCUGGAUAUAUAUAUUUAUACAGAUUAAUAUUAAAUAAAACAUAUCUUUAUACAUCU
Patella vulgata (common limpet) is the source of this 2786-nucleotide messenger RNA. RefSeq names its product neurotrypsin. The record is from RefSeq and is a predicted model, not a curated record. NCBI's taxonomy places the organism in Eukaryota, Metazoa, Mollusca, Gastropoda, Patellidae. Gene Ontology annotation, cellular component: membrane. The coding region runs from base 235 to 1608 and encodes 457 amino acids. The transcript is spliced from 7 exons.